Messenger RNA from Dryobates pubescens (Downy woodpecker), 7165 nucleotides. It is a transcript of the gene CASP8AP2, whose product is annotated as caspase 8 associated protein 2. The record is from RefSeq and is a predicted model, not a curated record. Gene Ontology annotation, cellular component: PML body; mitochondrion. The coding region runs from base 132 to 6200 and encodes 2022 amino acids. Gene Ontology annotation, molecular function: transcription corepressor activity. Gene Ontology annotation, biological process: Fas signaling pathway; extrinsic apoptotic signaling pathway via death domain receptors. Lineage: Eukaryota; Metazoa; Chordata; Aves; Piciformes; Picidae. The transcript is spliced from 10 exons.
GCCGUUGUCGAGAGCCCUGCCCCCUCGGCGCCCGGCCUGCGGGACCACUGGCGGCGGCGGCGGCCACCUGCGGGGUGUCGCGGGCCGGGGGCGGCGGCUGACCGAUGGGGAAGCCAUAGGGAGUUUGUAUCAUGGCAACAGAUGAGGAUGGACUAGGACUGUUUGCUAUCCGAUACAGCGCUGAAGCUUCCCCCUUCAAGGAAGGUGAUGAGAGCUCAGUGGAUAUUUAUGAUGGCUUGGACAAUAGUUUGACAGUUCCUGAGAAUUCUGCUCGAAAUUCCACACCAGCUGGAAACGGCUUGAAUUUAUUUGAUGAGAUACUAAUCGAAGAAGGGACUGCAAAGGAAGCAUCGUACAAUGAGUUGCAGGCAGAAUAUGGAAAAUGUCAGCAGCAAAUUAAAGAAUUGAUGAAGAAAUUUAAGGAAAUUCAGGCACAGAAUGUCAUUCUACAGAACGAAAACCUAGCCCUCAAAAAGAAUAUUUCAGCACUUAUCAAAACAGCAAGAGUGGAAAUUAACCGUAAGGAUGAAGAAAUCAGUAAUCUCCAUCAAAGGCUAUCAGAACUUCCCAAUCAUCGAAGUAGUUUCACCAGAGCAUACCUUCCAGGGUCAAAUAGUGGAAGAUGCUCUGAGACGUGUAAAACUAAAGAUUCCAAGUUCAGACCUUCUGAUAUAGGUGAUGGUGUGAAGAUGGAGCACAGAAUUAAAAAUGACUGUUCAAAGGAUACACACCAUAGUCACUCAUCUCAUAAUGUGGACAAUGGGAAGGCUGGCACCGAAAAAAGAAACACUCCAUAUUUGCCGAAAUACCCUCCCGAAGAGCUCUGCAGUGAUGGUACUCACACCUGUCCACCAAACCAUGACCAUGUUUCAAAAGACAAAGACAGCAGAAAGGAAAGAAAAGAAAUUAAAAGUAAUGAACAGUGCAGUCGGGGAAAUGUCAACAAAUACAAAAGAGAAGUACAUCAGAGCACUGGAAACAGUGGUGAUGGAGAAGAGGGGAAUCCAGAUCCUCAACAGAGGCUGAAAACCCUCUCAGAGAAGGCUAGUAAAAAUGAGUUGCCACAAAAAAGUCAGAGUGUAAAACUCAAAUGCAGUCCAAGUGUAGAAAGAAGAGUAGAAAGGAGUGUUUCUUCCUGGGAGAAACAAACUGUUGGUAAAGACAGAUACCAAACAAGAGGUGAAUCGUAUGGUGAUGAGAGAUCACAAAAUGUAUUGAAGAAGGACAUUAAAACCCAUGAUAGAGAUGAAAAAAAUGCUAGUCAAAAAUCUAAACCAAAUGAAAAGCUACAAGAGCAGGCAAGGAGGUCUGGUAGAGGGAGUAGUCCACACUCCAAGAAUGAACAUUCCAAGAGUCUUCAUGAGUCACGUAAAUGUCGCGUGGAAGAGUCUAGAAAAGGAAAAGACAUUGACUGCAAGAGAGACAGGGGAACAAAUGAUCACACUCCUCGAGAGGGAAGGACUUCACCUUCGAAUUCCAGCAGCAGAGAGCAUAAAUAUGCACGCUUGAAGGAAAGCAGUGGUAGAUAUGAAUGGGAAACAGCACAUUCCAAAUCAGAAAGACACAGAACUGAAGAAAAAAGGAAAAGAGACAGAGAGGAUCAGGAUGAAAAUAGACAUUUUAGAAAUGAAAGAAAAGUUUUGAGAGAGGAUUCUCACCAAUCUGUGAAAGAAUCCAAGAAAGGUACAGAUGCUACAAAAAGUGAGAGAAACAAGUCCUAUAAGUUAGUAGACACAUCCAGAGUAGCAGACAGCUUGAAAGACCAUAAAGCUCACAAAAGUAAAGAUGAUCGCACUGGGACAAAAAGGAAAGAUUUAAAACUUAGCUUUAUGGAAAAGCUAAAUUUAACUCUUUCUCCUGCUAAGAAACAAUGUCUCUCUCCAACAGAUGGGCUUAAAGCACUUUCACAAAAGGCCUCUGAUGAGGGAAAUACAGAGCUCACACUGCAGGCAGAACUUUUGGAUUCUGACCACCCUGUUAACUGUGGCCCCACAGAACAAAUUAAUUCAACUCUGCAAGUUUUGGACAGUGCAGCUCAAAGCAACAUGGAACCAGCGCUGCCUGUUUCUGUCGAUUCUGAAAAUGAAGCCUUGAAAGUAGCCACAGCAGAUCCAGCACAGUCUGAAGCAUUGCCAGCAGUGGCAACUGAUGAACUGAGCUCAGAAACCUUAUCAGAAGCAGAAGCGGAUCAGGUACCGCCCCAAGCCUUGCCAGGGACAGCAGAGGUACUAAUUCCUGAUGAGAUGCAGGCUCAGACAUUGUCUGAAGCAGCAGAGGCUUGUGAUCUGGUUGCAUCAGAAGCUGCAGCAGCAGUGACAGAUCUGAUUCACUCUGGAUCUUUGCCCCUGGAGGUGGCAAGGAGCAUGGCAGAGUGUGAAGACUUGCCUCUGAGAGUGGGUGUGAUGCAGGGUGAUGAUGAACCAACAGCAGAAGUGGCACAAUGUGAAUCUGCCAAUGAAAGUAUGGGUGACCUUCCAGAGUCAGCAGUAGAGAAGAAAGAGGAACAUAAGACAUGGCUAGCUACUGACAUAGAAAGCUCAGAAGACAAACAUGGCUCUCAGAACCUUGUCUUGGAUGACUUGGAACCCAAAAGUUCUGGUGAUAAGGAGUCCCAUGAUGUUGCAGAUGGUAUUAGGGAAGCAAAACCAGACUCUUCAUUGGAAGUAGUGAAGCAUGUUGAUCACUUGGCUGCAGAAAACAUUGAGUGUCCCACUGAGGAAAAGAGUAUCUGCAAAAUUAAUAUGAAUACAUCUCAGUCACUUGACAGAGCUAUGUUAACUGAUAAGAGUGAACCAUUAGUGGACCAGAAUACUUCUGACCUGGAGCCAAACCUAACUGAAAUCAGUACAGCAGCAUCUUGUCUUAGUGGUGAGAUGUAUCCUAGAACUAAGGAGAGAGAAGCUAACCCAGUUGCUGUUGAUGAUGACAGCUCUAUACUGAGCAUUGAUCUCAAUCACUUGAGGUAUUUUCCGAAGGCAAUCAGCCCACUGAACAGUCCCAUGCGCCCUUUGGCUAAAGCACUUAAGAUGGAAAGUCCCUGCAAAGGUCUUGUGAAGAGUUACAACAAAGAUUUAAUUCCUGAAAGUACAGUUGUCGUCUGUCCUUCGAAGAAUUUGUCAAAAGAGGUAAACAAGGAAAAUCAAAAGCCAGUUAACAUGUCUGAUGAACAUGUAGAGAUGGAGUCCCAGCUGAGUAUCUCUUCAGAUGAAAUAGAAGAAGGAGAAAUCAUAAGUAGUGAUGAAGAGAAAGCUCAACCAGAAAAAGGCUCUGAAAAUGCAAAGCCUUCAAACCCUAAAGUUUCUCCUAAGACAGGAAGUUGGAGCAGCAGUCCGCAGAAUCAAAAGGGCAGAACUGUGCAUUGCAGUGAAGAUAAUGGAAAAUACGUUUCUGUGAAAGUAAGUACAAAGAAGAAUGGAGAGAGGCAUAAAAGUCAGAGUUUCAGAUCUCCAAAGGAUUUGAAGAAAAAUAAAACAGUGAGCAUUGCUUGCCUUGAGAAAAUAGUUCAUGUUAUUGUUGAACCUUCAAAUGUACAAGAGGUCAUGCAGAUGCUAAGAGCUAUACGAAAACAAAUGAGGAAAAAUUAUAUGAAGUUCAAGGUGCACUUCCCAGUUCAGCACUUUCACAGAAUUAUAGAGUCUGGUAUCAUAAAUUUUACAUCAUUGAUAAAGUGCUUGAACUUUUCCAAGAUGUCUACGUUAGGUGAGACCUUAAAAUUGAAUAUCUGCGGUAUUAUAGAGUCCAAACUUAAGCAAAUUAAAAAGCACGCCAUAGUCGACCGUCUUUUUGAACAACAAGUCUCAGAUAUGAAAAAACAGCUGUGGAAGUUUGUGGAUGAGCAGCUUGAUUACAUAUUUGAAAAGAUAAGGAGGAUGAUAAUAAAACUGUGUGAUGUGGGAAAUGUGAGAAAGGAGAGCGAGGAAGGGAAGUUUGAAAAAGCCGGAAAGCAAAAACACAAGAUCCAUCACAAAAACGACGUGCAGAGGUCUAGAAAAAAGUCCCUGAAAGCCAGACCUCAGAAGCCUGAAGAAUAUAUCCUUUCAAAGCAAAUUGUGGAUUCUCAGCAGCCUAAGUGUCACCUUGAGAAAAAUAAAACAGAUGCCCCAAAAGCUGCCUUUACGAAGUGUCUUAACUCCAUUGAUAACACGAGGAAUUCCCAAACCAAAGUGCACCUCUCUAAAGAGAAUCAUUUGCAAGGCACUCUCACCCCACUGAAAGGGGCAAAAUACGAAAAGGACAGAUUCCAGCUAUCCAGAGAUGCUAGCAAGUCUGAUCUUAGUUAUGAGCUUCUCACAGAACAACAAGCCUCCAGCCUUACCUUUAAUCUCGUGAGCGAUGCUCAGAUGGGGGAAAUUUUCAAAAGCUUAUUGCAAGGUUCUGAUCUCUUAGAAAAAAAUGGUGGCAAUGUAGACCGACAUGAGUGGGAAUUCAGGACUCCAGAAAAACAGUUUUUAGACAGCCAUAAAUGCAAAGGUAAUGCUGCUGGACUGGCACAGGAGAUUGUUCCAAAGGAGGCAUGUAUGGACUCUCGACCAGUAGAAGACAUUAACUGGCCUAUUGUUUCACCUCUGAGAGCUCCUUCUUUAGGAGCUAGGCUUCAGCUACCUGUUGAUCCAGAUGUACUAGAUGAGAGCUGCAUGUUUGACGUUCCUACAAAUGCAGCUUCAUGUAAAGAGGAUGAAUGCAAUUUACAAAAGAGUAAAUCAUUUGUUUCUUCUAUCCUACUUGAAGAUCUGGCUGUUUCCUUAACUAUUCCUUCACCCUUGAAAUCGGAUGCUCACCUCAGCUUCCUAAAACCUGAGAGUAAUUCUAGCUCAACUCCUGAGGGUGUUCUCAGUGCACAUUACAGUGAAGAUGCACUUCUUGAAGAGGAGGAUGCCACUGAACAAGACAUUCAUUUGGCUUUAGAAUCUGAUAACUCAAGCAGUAAAUCAAGUUGUUCUUCAUCGUGGACAAGUCGGCCUGUUGCUGCCGGUUUUCAGUGUCGCCCCAGCCUACCAAUGCAGGCAGUAAUCAUGGAGAAGUCCAAUGAUCACUUUAUUGUGAAGAUCAGGCGUGCAGUGCCAUCUACCUCACCAGCAACUGAUCACUUGGCUUCAGUGAAGGAGGUGCGGGCAUCCUCAGCCAGGACUGAAAGAGCAGAAAUGAGAAGUGGGGAGAAAGAAAAGGACUGUCAGAGUGCCAUAGCAGCCACUGUGCAAGAAGGCAUCAAACCAGAGCUGCAUAAGACUAACUGUUUGUCUCAUGUCACCACUGGCAAAGAACAAAAUCCUGCCUUACCUCAGCCUCUGAAGGAGUCUCAUGGUAGCAUUGGGAAGGAAGAAACUGCUGGGUUGCUUGGACCCCAUGGAAAGUUUUCAAACAUGGAGAGCCACAACACUCAGAGCUUAGAUGAGGGCGCUGAGCACUCUCAGGCACACAGAUUGAAGGUAUCUGAAAACAUAAAUGAAGUGGGUAUUAAAUCUCACUCUUCUUUUCCUGUUGGAUGCAGUGUGGAGUCAUACAUAGACUUAACAGACAAUAUUGUUGGUGAAACAUCAUGUAGCGCAGUGGAAUCCAUGGCAGGCAACAGGGCUCAGGAAGCUUCUACGGGAAACUCGGAAGCCAGUGAUGAAAAGGAGGAACUGGAAGAGUGCUCUGAUGCAUUUAUAGACUUAACAGAAGAGCUUUCCAAUGAGACUGUAGCAGGUGAAUGUGAUCUUGAAAAGAAAUCCACUUCAAAUACUGAUGUAGGAUGCCAGAUAAGUACUGAUGAUAAACUGAGUAAAAAAAGGAAAAAGGAGGCUGUCGAAGAGAAUUCCAACUCAAAACGGCGACGAAAAGAAACCGAAUCAGCAGCUGAAGGGAGUGAUGCAAGUGAUGUGAAGUCUGAGGAGUUAAAUUCAACACCCAAACAAAAUUCCAGCAAGAAGAACGAGUUGCAGCAGAACAAAGACUCUCCUUCUUUCAAAGACUCUUCUCCUUUGCCUUCGACUGCUUCGUCACCUAGUCUGUAUGCCAAAAACAUCAUUAAAAAGAAGGGAGAAGUAGUAGUUUCCUGGACGAGAAAUGAUGACCGAGAAAUUUUACUGGAAUGUCAGAGAAAAGGACCAUCAAGCAAAACCUUUGUGUCCUUGGCCACCAGGCUGAACAAAAGUCCAAAUCAGGUUUCAGAAAGAUUCAAGCAGUUAAUGAAGCUGUUCAAGAAAUCCAAGUGCAAGUAAACUUACCACCAAGUUGCUUUCAUGGUUACAGGGUUUAACUGUUACCAGCAAUGAUGGACUACAACCACUGCACUCAUAUGCUGGGAUUAGUGGGAGUUAUUCAAGUGAAAGUACUGAGUUUGGUAAAUCUGAUGCACUGUUAAUUAUUUACUCCCUUUCCAUGGUUCCUCUGAAGUGGUUCAUCAAAAUAACUGAGAGGGAACUCUGCAAACAAACUGUUUGGGAAAGAAUGAGCAUGUACAAAUAGAGCAGGGGUGACAUCUCCUGUAGGUUAAAUGUCUUCUAUAAGCACAGACCAGGGUGUGGCAUCAAGUGAAAAUGGUGACUCUUGCUCAGCUUGUUGGAACUACCAUUUUAAUAAGUAAGAGUGCUUUGGAAUCCAGCUGGUAGAUAAUCCUGGAGAAUGAGAAGUACAUUGUCUUAGUUACCUUGAAGCACAUUCUCAGAAGGUAGCCUUCUCUUAAGGCAAGGCAAUGAUAGCAGUGAUUCUAAAAGCUGCUUACCUCACAAUUGGACUCUGAUGGCAAGGUAGUUCUUGCUGCUUUGUCAGUUGUUCAUAGUGGGCUUCAGGGAGGGGAUCUGGGCUCUCUAUGCAUGGUUUAUCUUCAACCUUAAGCCACUUCUUCAUUGUCUUCAACAUGUAAGCCAUUUCUUAAUGACUUCAGUGUUCAACAGGGAUGAAUUAAAUUCUCUUUGAGGGUGCCCAUCUGUCAUCAUUGACAGUGGGGAAAAUCUAAGCCAGUUGUCUAGCCUAGACCCUCAGCUUUCUGUUUUUGAAGUCCUGUGAGUCCCAACCUUUGUGAAAGUGAAGCCAGCCAUUAAUGGCAGUGAAGUUUUUCAGUUUCUUUUAAAUUGUGAAAUGCCAGGUGGAGUAUUCAUUUUACAAAGAGCUGUCUUGUAAUUAAAAACCAUUUUGCAGUUCUGAUGGCAUUUAAAAAUACUUAAUAUUGAAUUUUGAGUAAGUG